Molecule: messenger RNA, 1820 nt
Organism: Ciona intestinalis (vase tunicate)
Lineage: Eukaryota; Metazoa; Chordata; Ascidiacea; Phlebobranchia; Cionidae
Source: RefSeq, a predicted model, not a curated record
CUAUAUUAGCUGUAAAGUGGUGGUGCAAGUAAGAGAUGGAGGUACCGUGUCAAAAAAAGUAUUUGUUAAUAUAAUAAGGUAGUGGUUUGUAGCACCAAUGCUUUAAAAACCAAAACAGAUGGAUGGAAGCCGCCGUGCCCAUACGAUUUAUAAUGAUCUAGUGCCCAACAAUGGUAAAAACCAGGAGAAAAAAGAGAGUCGUUCCAUUUCAGAGGAAUGCAAUUAUGUGCAGCCACACCUGGAAACAAACCCUUCCCCCAAGCGAAAUUCACCCCUAUUACACACCGAUUCAUUCAUACAAAUCUGUCCUGUUCCCUAUAAUCAACUGAGGAAACAGAAUGAAAAUAAGUUUGCCAACAGGAUAAACAGGCCUAUAGAGAGGCCAGGACCAAUUCAGCGGUUUAGUCCUGCACAACUUAGUAGGCUUACAAACCCAACCACACAACACUUACUACAAAUGGCAAGGCCCCAAUCGUUGACAGCAAGAUUUAAAAUACCAGAUAAAGAAAUGGCAAUGGUACCCAAACAUCAUGUCACUAUCACUGACCUCAAAUUUGAAAGAGGGAAAAUAUUUCAAAGAAAAAUUUCAAAAUCCCAAGAACCUGUGCAAAGAUUUGACAAUGGAGUUCAAUUAAUGUUGGGAAACAAUGGAUUUACAAUGACUCACAUUAAAGCUUUAAGAUUUCUUGAACUGAAUGCUGAUUGGACACAAUGUCCAGUGGAAACCAAAUCAAAUAUUGAAAAACAGAUCGCAAAACUGGAAAUUGCUUACACAAAAGGAGACUUGCAUGUCACUGUAAAUACUAAACGGGGCCAUGUCUUUCAAGUUAAUCAAAUAAAAACCAAAAUCAAUGAAAUGAAAUUUGAGCUCGAAGAGGAAUCUUUUCUUUAUGUUCUGAAUAUUUACUUACAUCAAGAUGUUACGUUGACCAGACAACAAUAUGAUGUGGAUACUGAGCCUGAACUUGGCUCUGUUAUGGAAGAAGUGUAUGAUGUCCAUGCGAAAUUUGGUCGUGUAACACUCGCAAGUCAUCCUCGUAAAUGUAGAGUUGACGGUUGUGAUUAUUGUCUAGUCACAAACAAUGGGCUGUGUUUACAAUGUGAACAUGAAGUCAAACACAGAGGAUUGCAUGGAGACACAAUAAGUACAAGAACACCACAUAGAAGCAUAAUUCAUCCACAUUCAAUGAGCAGGAGUUUUCUAGAUAGGUAUCUUCAUCAAACACUUAGCACAAGAAGAACAGAGCCAACAGCAUAUCAAUCGGAUAUAGCUGUUGAUGCGUCUUUGACAAUUCCAAUGUCAAGCAAUAUGAAUUCAGAACCAAAGUGUCAAGAAACAGAAGUGCAUGAUUUGUCCAAUACCUUUGAAACGCCAGCAAUUUGCUUAAAGUCUACCUGUAAAAAAGUGGCUGCAAAAAAUGCAUUGAACUUUUGUGAAGAUUGUUAUAGAGAAUUCCAAGCAAGCAGAACCACAGAGUUUAUUAAAAGCUGAUGGUAACCUUCUCUUGAGUUUCUGAGAGAAGAAACACAAGGAUAUCAAGUUUUGCUUGUACAUGGAUUGCAAUCAAGAAUAGCAGGCUUGAAUUUCGGCAGAAAGUUCAUUUUAUAGACUAGAUUUCAAUGCAAAGUAAUGCAUGAUCAAGCAUGAAUCAAGAUGAGAUGAUGCCUUCCAAGUGAUUUGACAAGGUGGAAGAAUAAAGUUGAUCAUCACCAUUGUGUGUUUAUCCAAUAAUCAGCUCAAGUUCAUAAACAACAUUAUCAUUGCUCUUAAGUCUUUACAAUGCAUUUAGCUUAAUGGAUUGAAUGAAUGAAUGAAUGAA